AUGCUACGACCUUAUCCAAUUAUUUUCGUUCUUCUCAUAACAUAAACAUUGUCAAAUGAUAAUAGUGAUAGUGAUAUUCUCGAAUUCACUACCACUCGAAAUCAAAUAUGUUAAGACAUUGAAAAUUGUAAAAACUGAAUAUCAUCAUCAUCUAGUUGAUAUCACAAAUUCAGAAAGAUAAUCUAUUUUUGAUUCCAUAUAUUCCGAGUAAAAUUAAGAUCUCUCAAGUCAAGUAGAAAAGUGGAUUAAUAACACCUACAAAAUAUCUUCUGGUGAUUAUUUUAUAGAUCUCUAAAAUUAUACACUUCCUUGGUUGAUUGUUGCUAUUUCAACUCUAUUUAUAUCAUUCCUCUACAUAUUAGUAGCAAUUAUGCCAAGGUAAAUUAAUAUUAUAUGAUAGUUCAAUAAUUAAAUGGAUUAAAACUCAUACAGAAGAUGAAUUCAUUUUAAAUAAUAGAAGAUUUCAUAAGUUUGGAAUAGUAACCAUUUUUAUAUUGAAUUUAAUCCUAAUAAUUGCUUCCAUUAUUACAAUUGUAAUCUUUAUUCAUAUAUUUUAGAUCUCUUCAAACAAAGCUAUAGAUGGUUUAACUUAUUCCAAUUGUUAUAUAGCUUCAUCUUUUGACAAUUUACUAUCAAGAAAUGAUGAUAACUUUACAGGAUACAGUAUUUUAUAAACUGAUUUCAAUUAAUUGUCAAAUGAUUUUAUUGAUUUCUAAUCUGGAUUGAAAAAACUAUAUCAAAAUAGAGUAUCCAUUAAUCUAUAAUCAAUAUAAUAAGAAGUUAUAGAAUUUAAUGAUUAGUACAUUUUCCAUUUAAUAAUAGACUUAAGAGAAAUCGCCCUAAUUCUCCUCUUCCUAUUAAAUUAUCCUCGAAUGGAACUAAUACCAUCUCAGCUACAGAGUCAUAUUUCUCGAAAAUGAAAAUUGUAUAAUUUUAUGAUAUAUUUAAUUUAUAGAUAGAUUACUUAUUGUCAACAAAGGAUGAUGAAAAUUAUCUAACAUAUUAAUAAUAUUAUAAUCUAAUAAAAGAAGAAGAAAAUACAAUGCAUCUAAUAAAUCAAGUAAAUGAGAUUUAAGACUAUUAUGGUAAUAUAUUCUUAAGAUUUGGAUCUUUAGAGAAUUCAUCAUUUACUCUUAGAGAUUCCAAAUUAACAUCAUUAUUUACUAAAGCUAAAUAAUAGAUAUCAUCCAUCAAUAAUUAUAUUUUAAAUUAUGCAGAAAUAUUUACUGAUUUUCAUCAAAGUUUAAAUGAUGAUAUGAAUUACUAAAUCAAAUCAAUUAAUGGUUUAUUAAUAAUCUUAAUGAUUUUCAAUAUCAUUUAAAUCAUAUUAUGGUUAGGAUUCUUGAUAAAUAAACGUCUCAAAAUUAGAAAAUAUAUUGAUAUCCUCUGGUUUUUAUGUAAUCUUAUACUGGCUGGAAUAUCAAUUGUUAAUUUCUUCCUAUAUACCAAUUCCUAAAUAUCCAAAGAAUUAUGUAUAUACUUUGAUGGCUUUAUUAAUAAUGAAUAAUUCUAUGAAAAUCAAAAAAUUAUCCAAUUCCCAGAAACAAAAGAAGCAAUUCAAUCUUGUCUAUAUGGUGAUGGAAACAUAUAUAAUUAAUUAAAUUUGAUUUCAAGAUACAAAGAUAUCAAAACAUUUAUCAAUAGUGAAAAUGAAAUCUAAAAAGAAAUACAAAGACUUAAUUCCAAUUAGGCUUUUUAUUUAUAAACAUUGAAUAAUAAUUCUAAUACUAUUUCCUAAAUUGUAGAUGGCACUUUCAUAGAUUUAAAUUCAACAUAGAAAGAAGAAUUUAAAAAAAUGAUUGAUGAAUUUAAUUCAUUUAAAAAUAUUGAAAAUUGUGCAGAAUUAUCAGUCACAAUAUGUUCAGAUUAAUCAUAUCCAAAAAGAAAUGGAGAUUUAAAUGAUUCAUAAAAAUGUUGGCAUCCAUCUUAUUUAAUUACAGCAAUUUCAGCAUCAUGUUGGGAUUAAUAGGAUUUAUUUUAAUAAUUAAAAGUACAUUACUAAAUAUAGGCUUAAGGAUGGAUUAAAAUGUAAUUAUUAGAAUCAUAAUUUGUUUCAUAAAAUUUAGAUUUAAAUUUGAAAUUAAAUCAAUAUAUUUAAAAUCAUUCAGAUUUUAUUGAUGAAUAUCAAAAAACAUUCUCUAAUUUUAAUAGUCUACUUAAAUCUACAAAUUGUACAUUUAUUAAAGUAAAUUAUUGAUAAUUAUAAUUUAGGAAGAUUUUAAUAAGAUGUUGGAUGGAAUGUGUGUCAUCUAUUAAUAUUAACUUAGUAAAAUUUCAAUUCUUUUGAUUAUUAUCCUCUCUGCACUAUUCCUUUCAAUAUUCUUUAAUUGUCUCACUUCAUUAAAAGUAUCCCAAAUGGAAACAUAUCAAGAAUAUGCUUCAACCAAAGUUAUUAAUUUUGCUGGAUCAAGUAGACUUAGAGCAUCAAUUGAAAUUAAUUAAAUAAUGCAAAAUGAAAGUCCAAUGCAUAUAUAUAGUACAUAAUAAGAAUUCAAAUGA
Molecule: messenger RNA, 2499 nt
Organism: Paramecium pentaurelia
Lineage: Eukaryota; Ciliophora; Oligohymenophorea; Peniculida; Parameciidae
Source: the annotation of a GenBank genome assembly